CAGACCGCCGAGUCCGAAUCAUGACUUGAACUCACUGCUCGCUGCCAUUGCGGCCAACACAACUACUGCCGGCGCAGACGAACUACAUCGUUCCCAUCUAUACCUCAAGAGCCGACAAUCCUCGUCCUCUCCCACCAUGGAAGCCCGCCGUCCUCCAGAAUACUCCCUCUCCCUAACCGCCGACCGCUCCUCCGUCAAAGACAUAGUCAAAGGCAUCCUCCACACAAUCUUCUUCCACCGCUACUUCCCCCCUCUCACCCCCUCCACUCACGAAAUCCUCGACCUCACCCUCCCCUACGUCUCCGACCCCACCAUCUCCACCCUCAUCGAAACCCGCCUCACCACCCUCCUCCGCACCCUCGACUCUUCCCCCACCCCCACAACCGCGCACCUCUCCGUCUCCUUUCUCGAACGAAAACGCCGCAAGGGAUGGUUCGCGAGCACGACUUCCGAUGAAACGGUGUGGGAGACGUGGCAUAUCACAGUCGAAGUGGUGGCGACAGUGAGGAGUGAGGGCGAGAGGGAGAGGAUGAGGAGGGUGAUGGAGAAGGGACUCAGGGAGGCGGUGAUGAGGGUUGUGGAAGUGGUGAAUGCGGAGAGAGGGCAUAUUCCUCCGAUUACGACGAAUGAGACGAAUCCGUUCCCGUUUCGGGUUGUGGUUGAGGAGAGGGGUGGGGAGGGGUGGGGUGGACGGAUGGGGAUUUUUUGA
Messenger RNA from Zymoseptoria tritici IPO323, 709 nucleotides. RefSeq lists its product as uncharacterized. The coding region runs from base 137 to 709 and encodes 190 amino acids. NCBI's taxonomy places the organism in Eukaryota, Fungi, Ascomycota, Dothideomycetes, Mycosphaerellales, Mycosphaerellaceae. Gene Ontology annotation, biological process: autophagy; autophagosome assembly. Gene Ontology annotation, cellular component: phagophore assembly site. The record is from RefSeq and is a predicted model, not a curated record. The transcript is spliced from 2 exons.